AGACCUGUUAUAGGUGCUGAUGCUGGCAAUUGAGCACUCAGUUCAAAAUGAGUGACAGUAAUGUUUGCAAUUGUUUUCAGUCUCGAAUUUUUCUGCUGUUGUAAAAAAAAAAAAUUGUCAGCAGGCAGAAAAUUUAACGCUCUAAACAGUAUAACAAUGAAAAAAUACAGAGAGAAAUCUGCAUGUUUUAUUUUGAAUAGUUUUCAGUUUGAAGUUUGUUUAUUUAGAGACUUUGCUGCAAGCUUCCGGGUCGAAGCGCGCGGUCAGGGAAACUGGUAACAGGUCCAGUGCGAAACUGAAAAUGGUGGACGGAAGCAGACGUCACUUCAGUUGUUGUUUUAGUUUUCUUUUAUGGCUUCUACAGGCUUCAACAUUGUCAUAUGGAGUUCAGAAACUACGAAUGGUGAAUGUGGUAUAUCGUCAUGGUGACCGGUCUCCAGUUGGUUUUUUCCCAGCAGAUGAGCAUCAGGAUUACUGGCCUCAAGGACCAGGACAACUAUCUCAGAUUGGCAUGAAACAAGAAUAUGAACUUGGCAAGUUUCUGAAGGAUCGUUAUGUUACAGAGUAUAAGCUUCUGAAUUCAUCAUAUCUGUUGAACGAGAUCUAUGUGCGGAGUAGUGACAAGGAUCGUUGUAUAAUGAGUGCACAGACACAGCUUAAUGGUCUCUAUCCACCACAUGGAAAACAGAUAUGGCGGGAUAAUUUAGACUGGCAGCCAAUUGGAGUUCAUGUAGUACCAAGGACGGAAGAUUAUCUUCUAAGACCAUUUGACUACAAAUGCCCUCGACUUUUGGAACUUUUGGCAAAGUCUAAAGAAGACAAAGAGUAUCUGGAUAUGGCCAAACAGAACGAGGAACUGCUGUCAUAUGUUUCAACACAUGCUAAAAUGAAAGUAACAGUAGAUACAGCCCACCGAAUCUAUGACACACUUUUUUGUGAGAAAUCUCACAAUCUGACGCUACCAGCUUGGUCCACAAAUGGAACAACUUGGGCAGGCUUGAGGAACUUGAGCUACUUUAACAUGAUGUGGCUGUUCAAAUCUCCAGAGAGAGCUAAGUUAACUGGAGGUAAUUUGGUGGGGGCGAUUGUUAACAAUAUGAAAGACUACCUCAAACCAACGAGUAAGAAAUUAUAUAUUUAUUCAGCGCACGACACUACAGUUUCUGCAUUGCUGAGUGCCUUAGAUGUAUAUGACGGAAUCGCGCCGGCUUACUCCAGUGCAGUGAUGAUUGAACUUUUCUCAGAUGAAAAUGAUAACAAGAAGAAUCUGACAGUGCGUAUAAUGUAUCGAUAUGGCCAAAGCUCAGUGCCAAGAAAGCUCAAGUUGGCGACCUGUUCAGAAUUUUGUCCUCUUGAUGACUUCAUCAAAAAGACAGCUGAUGUUAUUCCUGACGAUAUCGACAAGGCUUGUGGUGUGGGAAAUGAGGAAGAAGAAAAGUGUGUUAGGACCGAAGUCUACAAAAGUUUCUUGGCGGCCUUUGUUGCUGUGACUGUUUUACUGGGGCUUAUUCUAAUGUGUCUGUGCAUCAGGUGUUGCCGCCAAAGAUGCUGUCGUGGAAAUAAUCUAACUGUUUACAAUACUGACCUGCUGAAAGAUGCGCGAUUAUUGGAUAAACAGGAUUAUGAUUCGGACACAUGAGCUGUGAAGCAGUUACUAGAUUUUAACUUUUUCCAAUUGCCAGUUAGCCUGGGAAACAACAUUUCGUCCUUGCGAAUCUUUCACUUUUUACUUCACUUUUAGCCAUAAUCCCCUUGGGGUAUUGGGCCGGAAAGGGGGGAGAGGGGUGGGGAGUUAUUGCGACGAAUCUUAAGGAUUUCCAGCUCUAAUUAUCCAAUCAGCGUAAAGUUCCGAGCUAGCUGCGUGACGUCAGUAAGUAACGUCAUGCCUUCUUAUUGGAGGCUGGACCAACCUACUAAACAACUUCGUUCCCAGGGUCCUCUCUCUAAACGAGGCAGAGAGAAGACUCUGGGAACGAGUUUGACUACAACGUAAAUGGCAGUGAGGCCAUCGCCAAACAAUAGGUUGAAUGAGCAGUUAUCAGCUUUGCAAACCGCGUGACCAAAUUCUUUGUAAUUUUGAGGACGUGAACCCCGACGCCUGAUUAUCCAUAGGCCUAUUUGGAAUGAAACGCUUUCGUGACAUGUUCAACCGGAGCUUGUUCUUAAACCGUUAGAUACACUGAAUAAAUCUGGAUAAAUGAGAAAUUCCUAGGUAAAAUACCCGGUUAACAUCCAAAUUCAUCUUUUACGAGGUGUUUUCCUUGCUGUUGCCGUCGUCAUUGCUUGCGUGAAACCUCUGACUCCGUCAAUAUUUGGACAAUAUAGUUCUGAGGUUUCUGACCGCGGUGAUACAUGCUAUUAUAGAAAGCUUUGUUCCCUGACUGUAGUUAUCACUACUACAGAGUGUCUGAAGUGGGGAGUAUGAAUAGUCUAAAUAGUCGAGAAUUGGUCAAAACUUUUAGCUGAGAAGUGACACGUUUUUUAACCGAUGUCUGUGAUCUGAGAAAUGCGCUGAAAUAUUCACGAUAAGCUAAGAAAUCAUUUAAAUUUUCGGCGCCGCCGAAAAUUUAACUGGUAACAAACAGAACUUAGUGGUGUUCUUUUGUAUUAAGGGUUAAAGCAGGUGGCCUUAGUCACAUGUCGGUGGACCAUAGUAUUUCCAGUUUUUGAAUAACACAUCAGGGCUAUGCAUAGUGGACAGAGAAAUAUUGUUUGCCACAUACAACCUUGAUUUGCACCGAUAUUUAAAAGAUGCCUGAGAAAACGGUGCCCGUCGUGUUGUGCUAACUUGUGUGUUUGUUAGUGUUGUUUUUUGUUACUUUGACAUUUUUUUUUUCAUAGUUAUUUUACUGAGUUAUUUAUUAUAAAAUUGCCAGCUGAAAUUUCUUUUUUCUGUCGAAAGUCAAUUGACUUGCCCAGUUUUUCCCAUGAUUUCAAAUCCUUCUUUGUGAUAUCGGAUUGCUUAUUCCUCUUGCAGUGGUUAGUUGUUAGUGGUUAGGUUUCUCUGGCAUAGCAAGCCAUUAUUUUGGGGUUUUUAUUGGGGUUUCAAGAUUUGCGUGUAAAUUUAAUUGUAUUAGACACCAGUGUUAAUUUUGGGACCAGCAAGAGCGAUGCCUGGGAUAUAAUUAAGAAAUGAAUUUAGAUUUUGCUGUAAUGAAGGUGGAUACAUGUGUGGAUGUACAGUGGGACCCCGCCUUUAAUACGGCCACUUUAUUCUGGCCCGAACGAAAGCUCAGUCAAUCAUCCGAGAGCCCUUUUAAUACGGCCACCCCAUUAAUACAGCCAGACUUUUGUGGCCAGUUGGUGACCGGAUUAACGGCGUUCUACCGUAGUUUUGUCUAGUAUGAAAGAAAACUUUUAGCUCCAUUUUCGAGCACAGAAAGUCUUCAUAGAAUUUACUGUCUAACAGAAUUAAUACUAGCUAACGUCUGUUAACAAUAAAAAGUUUAAAAUGAGCAGCAAA
Molecule: messenger RNA, 3463 nt
Organism: Orbicella faveolata
Lineage: Eukaryota; Metazoa; Cnidaria; Anthozoa; Scleractinia; Merulinidae
Product: prostatic acid phosphatase-like
Biological process (GO): dephosphorylation
Molecular function (GO): phosphatase activity
Source: RefSeq, a predicted model, not a curated record